AUGGCCGCGCUUCGCGCCGCGUUUCUCGGCGUGCUUGUAGCGGCAGUCGGGUCGUUCGUGUACAACGACCCGCUCGCUCUUCGCCAGCCCGUUGACGUGUCGCCUGUUCCUCUCCCGCCGCGUGCCGUCCCAGCAGCUAGUGACCCUUCGAACCGCCUUGCUUCUGCCGAGAUUAAGUACUUGCACGAGGGGAUCGGCCCUGAGAGUCUCGCCAUCGACACGAGCGGUCGGGGCCCUUACUCCGGCCUGGCAGACGGCCGCGUUGUGCGGCGGAGCGCGGACGGCAGCCAAUGGGUGCCCUUCGCUCAGGCCUCCCCGAAUCGCACCCCUCAGUUGUGUGACAUUCUGCCAAAGUCACAUCCCGACCCGUCUAAGGAACCUCUUUGCGGCCGUCCCCUGGGCCUGCGGUUUCACCCUGUAACCGGAGAGCUUUAUAUCGCGGACGCGUACUAUGGGCUGAAUCGGGUCGGCUUGAAAGGGGGACUGGCGGAGCAGCUGGUUGGCGGGAAAUCGGUGGACGGGCAGAAGGUGUCGUUUGUGAACGACCUAGAUAUUGACGCGGAGGAUGCGAACGGAACAGUGUACUUCACUGUAACGAGCACAAAAUACGAAAUGAGGAACUUCCUCUCCAUGAUUCUGGACGGCGGGGCGAACGGCGGAGUGUACAAGUAUGACGUGGCGACGGGGGAGGUGACGCAGCUGGUGGCGGGAGUGGCCUUCGCCAACGGCAUAGCUCUCUCUGCCGAUCGCUCCUUUCUCGUGUAUUGCGAGACCAUCCGAGCCAGGUGCAACCGGUACUGGCUCACAGGCAGCAAGGCAGGCAGCCACGAGCCACUUCCUGUGCCACCAUUCCCCACCGUUGCCGCGAUCUUCAUCCCCUUGUUAUCACCUCAAGCCCCCACGCCCGUCUCCCUCAUCCCUCCAACCCCCACUCUCAUGCUCUCCCCACCCCACUUUCUCCCCUUACCUCUCCCCACCCCCAUCUCCCCCGCCUCCCCAGAUUUCCUCGCUCGCACGCCCCGCCUGCGCUCCAUCCUCCUCCGCCUCCACCUCCACCCACUCCUCCUCUACGCCGGAAUUUUCGGGCUGCCCAACGGGGUUAUCGCGGAGGUGGACUCGUCCGGGCAGAUCACGGAAAUUUUGGAGGACCGGGCGGGGAAGCGGGUGCAGGCGCCAAGUGAGGUGAUGGAGAGGGAUGGGAAGCUGUGGAUCGCGUCUCUCAUAGUGCCCCACCUCGCCGUGCUUGACUAUUCACCAGGAGGCCCCACUUCUGCCACUGCUUAG
Molecule: messenger RNA, 1284 nt
Organism: Closterium sp. Naga37s-1
Lineage: Eukaryota; Viridiplantae; Streptophyta; Zygnematophyceae; Desmidiales; Closteriaceae
Source: the annotation of a GenBank genome assembly